GUCAAAGAAAAUAUACACGCCUUCAAAGGUGAUCCCAAACGCAUAACACUGUUUGGUGAGGGGGCUGGCAGUUGGUCGGUAGCGGCUCACAUAAUAUCCCCGCUGACCAAAGGCCUGUUCAAUAGGGCGAUCCUCAGCAGCGGUGCACUCCUUGAGUUCAAAAACGGGUUUCUCAACAAAACCGAGGCUUUGAAACAAUCCAAGGAAAUGGCGAAACAGUUUGGGUGUCAACUGAAGGGCAUGUUUGCGAAGAAUUGGAUUGAGUGUCUCAAAGAUCCUAAAAAAAUAAACACUAAUGAACUCAGCAAGUACACCAGCUUCUUUGCUUACCCGGUCUAUGGCACUGAAUACCUGCCCUACAACGCACAGACAGCUUUUAAAAAAGGCAAAUUCAGAGAUGACAUUGAGUUGAUGGCCGGUGUGACCACAAACGAGGGCCCUAUAAUCACAAAGUUUGUCUACCCGGCCACUAACAUACAGUCCAUAGCGUCGAAACAGGACUUCCAGUUCACAGUCAAUCGGAUGCCAUUUGACGGCCUAAAGACGGAUAAAAUAAUAGACUUUUAUAUCUCGCGAGACAAAGACCCGUUCGCUACGGACAGGUUCAACACGGCUUUCAACGAGUUUUACGCCGACUUCCGGACGGUGUGUCCGACGUAUCUCUUCGCACAACUGUUUGCCAAAUACUCAUCCGAUGGGAACGUCUACUUCUAUCAGUACACCAAACGUCCCGUCGCUCAGUGCGAGUCACACAACAUGAGUCGAUGCCAUGUCGGUGAAGACAUGAGUUUCGUGUUCGGAGAGCCCGUCCUCUUGACACCGUCCGAAGCGCCGAAGCCAUCGGCUGUCAGUACUAUAACCACUGCUAUAGUGGCCCAACAAAAGGCACGACUGGCCGCCCAAAAGGUACAAAAGGCUAAACUCGCACAACAACAAAGAGCUAAGGCUGCUGCCCGGCCUGUCAAAGUUGCCGUCACUACGUCUGUUCAACAGGUAGUUGUUGCACAACCGGCCGAUACGGUUCUACCAGCGGCUGGUCAGGAACAGCCUGCCAGUCCUCCAGCAGAUCCCAAUGCCGCCACUCCAGUAGGUGAUGGCAAUCCUCCUCCCCCUCAAGAUCCCAACGCUGCCCCACCCGCUGUUGCUCCGGCUGAUGGUCAGGCGCCGCCUCCCGCUCCAGAAACUAGUGGACAGCCGGUCGAAGUGACAACGGGUGCACCCAUUGGGGGUGAAGUGCCGCCUAUGGCUCCCAACCAGAUCUCUAGGAAAAAGCGCUCAAACCCUAUGCCCACUAAAAUCAAAGUGAUUGGACCCAAAGGACCGAAAGUGAUUGCCCCCAAACCGGCUCAUGAAGCCAAUGAUACCGAGGAUACCGAUGCUGUCACUGAUACCGCUACCGAGGAUACUGUGCUUAAAGAAAGUGCGCCACUACCUGCUCCUGACACUACAGCUGUAGCAGCACCUAUAGCAACUGAUCCGCCAUCCACUCCACCUCCCACUGAACCAAUUGCUGGAACAGUAGUGGCGCCGGUGGCUGACACUCCUGUUACAGAACCACCACAACCACCACCUCAAGAAGCAACAGCGCCUGUAGCCGGAGCUCAGGCUGUACCAGAUGCUGCCAGUGCCCCACCAUCCAGUGAUGCCCAACCUGUGAGCGAACCUCCAGCUCCGGUUGUUGAUGCCGGUGCUGCUCAACCUAUACCCGAACCUAUAAGUACAGCCGACUUUGUGGACUAA
Molecule: messenger RNA, 1740 nt
Organism: Oppiella nova
Lineage: Eukaryota; Metazoa; Arthropoda; Arachnida; Sarcoptiformes; Oppiidae
Source: the annotation of a GenBank genome assembly